AGCUAGGCAAGCGGUUUAGUUCGGUGUUGGUUCACCGAAAAGAUUCGAUCGUGUGUAUUCGUGAACAGUAUAUAUAUAUAAGGAAUCAUGUCGGCGACCGAACCAGAAAUGAUAGCUGGAUCCGUUGCCGCCGCGGCGUCUACUGGUCUAUCGGCGACCACCGUUUUCCUGUCUCUCUUGGUACCGGCUUUGAUUCUGUACUACGUCUACUUCAGGAUUUCACGCCGUCACAUGAUCGAGCUGGCGGAAAAAAUACCGGGUCCGGAAGGCGUACCGCUGAUUGGAAAUGCGCUACAGAUGCUAGGAAGUUCAGACACCAUGUUUCGUAACAUGUACAGAACGUCCUUCGAGUACGACCAGAUCAUCAAGCUCUGGCUCGGGCCGAAAUUGCUGAUCUUCCUGAUGGACCCGCGCGACGUCGAGAUCAUCCUCUCGAGCCACGUCUACAUCGACAAGUCCACGGAGUAUCGGUUCUUCGAGCCUUGGCUCGGAAACGGUCUGCUUAUCUCUACCGGUCCGAAAUGGCGCGCCCAUCGCAAAUUGAUCGCGCCGACGUUUCACUUAAACGUGCUCAAGAGUUUUAUCGACCUCUUUAACGCCAAUUCGCGCGCGGUGGUGGAACGGAUGCGUAAGGAGGACGACAAGGAAUUCGACUGCCACGACUACAUGUCCGAGUGCACCGUCGAGAUCCUCCUCGAGACCGCCAUGGGUGUCUCCAAGUCCACGCAGGACCGAAGCGGCUUCGAGUAUGCCAUGGCUGUUAUGAAGAUGUGCGACAUUCUCCAUCUGCGCCACACGAAGCUCUGGCUCAGACCAGACUGGUUGUUCAACCUCUCGAAGUACGGGAAAGAUCAGAACCGUUUGUUGGAUAUCAUUCACGGGCUCACGAAGAAGGUCAUCGCGCGUAAGAAGCAGGAGUUCAAGAGCGGCAAGCGCAAUAUUAUCGAGGAGUCCAUGCAAAAUGGCAAUGCCAAUACUAAAAACACCUCUGUGGAAGGACUUUCCUUCGGGCAGGCGGCCGGCCUGAAAGACGACCUCGACGUGGACGAUAACGACGUCGGCGAGAAGAAGAGACAAGCCUUCCUCGAUCUGUUGAUGGAGGCCGGUCAGAACGGUACCGUCCUGACAGACGAGGAGGUCAAGGAACAGGUCGACACUAUCAUGUUCGAGGGACACGACACGACCGCGGCUGCGUCCAGCUUCUUCCUGUCGGUGAUGGGCUGCCAUCCGGAAAUUCAGGAAAAAGUCAUCCAGGAACUCGACGAAAUCUUCGGCGACAGCGACCGGCCCGCGACCUUCCAGGACACGCUGGAGAUGAAGUACCUCGAGCGAUGCCUCAUGGAGACCCUUCGCAUGUACCCGCCCGUGCCCAUCAUCGCGCGUAAGAUCAACACCGACUUGAAACUCGCGUCGGGAGACUACACGGUCCCGGCUGGGGCCACGGUGAUAGUGACGACCUUCAAGAUGCACCGGCAGCCGCACAUCUAUCCGAAUCCGGAUGUGUUCAACCCCGACAACUUCCUGCCGGAGAAGACCGCCAAUCGGCACUACUACGCCUUCGUGCCGUUCUCGGCCGGGCCGCGUUCCUGCGUCGGCCGCAAAUACGCCAUGCUCAAGCUGAAGAUCAUCCUGUCCACGAUCAUGAGGAACUUCCACGUCAAGUCGGACAUCAAGGAGGUCGACUUCAGGCUCCAGGCCGACAUUAUCCUCAAGCGCGCGGAGGGCUUCAAGAUCAGGCUGGAGCCGAGGAAGCGGGCGGCCGCCGCCACCGCCUAAAACGGCGUUCCUCGAUCCUUCGUUUUUUUUUUUGCGUUGGGUGAUUGGGUAGGAGGAGGACGAGGCGAGCCGCGAAUUUCGAGUCUGGAUCUCGCGGUGGCUUUUUCGAGGAGUCGCGUCUCGUGCGCGCGCGCACGUAACAACAAACGCCGCCGCGUGUAGUUCUUAGAACAUAUAUUACUGGAAGGAGAAUUGAGUGCUGAACGUCUCUUCGUUCAUCACAGAAGCCAACAUCUGUGCGAGAGAGAAAGGUAUAGAUUGUCAAUUGAU
Messenger RNA from Wasmannia auropunctata (little fire ant), 2046 nucleotides. RefSeq names its product cytochrome P450 4g15 (gene Cyp4g15). The record is from RefSeq and is a predicted model, not a curated record. Lineage: Eukaryota; Metazoa; Arthropoda; Insecta; Hymenoptera; Formicidae. The transcript is spliced from 8 exons. Gene Ontology annotation, molecular function: heme binding; oxidoreductase activity, acting on paired donors, with incorporation or reduction of molecular oxygen; monooxygenase activity. Bases 88 to 1776 code for a protein of 562 amino acids.